Brachypodium distachyon (stiff brome) is the source of this 989-nucleotide messenger RNA. RefSeq lists its product as uncharacterized. The record is from RefSeq and is a predicted model, not a curated record. NCBI's taxonomy places the organism in Eukaryota, Viridiplantae, Streptophyta, Magnoliopsida, Poales, Poaceae.
UCUCUCGGCUCUGGAUGAUUCCGAGCUCCAGCCCAUGGCGGGGACGGCGCAGGCGACGGCGCUGGACAUCUACGAGGUCCCUUUCUCCGACCUCCAUCUCCUCCUCUCGCCGGAAGCGGUGGCCGGUGACGACGACGAAGGCCGGCGCCGCCGCCUCCUGGACACCGUAGGGGCCGCGCUCGGCCGGGGCGGCACCGGGCUGCUGGCCGUCGCCGGAGUCCCGCGCGCGGCCGCCCUCCGCCGCCGGAUCCUCCCCCUGGCCCGCCGCCUAGCCCUCAUGGACCACCCGUCCCGCGCCCACCUCCUCAAGAAGCACGGCCUGGGCAGCGACGUGCCUCUGAAGAAGCUCGACAGGUCCGUCUCCUCGUUCGCGUGGCUCCUAAGGCAUGGUGAUUCAGGCAAGCUCCACUUGCCGUUGCCGGAGUCGGAGGAGGUGCCGCCACCAGGUGUUGAUAGAUUUGGGGAACACAAGGGGGAUGAUGAUGAUGAUGAUGAUGAUGUUGAGAACCUUGGUGAGCUAUUUAAGGAGCUUGGGUUGUGCAUGAUGGAGCUUGGUAUCUUGGUUGCACGGGCUUGCGACAUUGUUACCGGUGGGAAUCAGCUGGAGCAGACCAUUGCCGACUUUGGGAGCGCAAAGGUGAGGCUCAUCCACUACCACUCGGAGUUGGAUAACAUUGUUAUCAAGGAGAACAGCAAGAACAGAAGAAACUUGGUGCGUAAUGCAAGAACAACAGCAAAACCUGCACUGGAUCACAUGGAUAAGUCAUAUCAGAGGCCAGGAUCAGAAGAUGGAUCGUGCAUCAGAUCAGGAAAAGAAAAGGAUUGCAAGGAUAUGGUGACACAAGGUCAGAGCAGUGCAGUUUCUCUCGAGAACUUAUGGCAAGAGUGGCACUACGAUUAUGGAGUCCUUACUGUCUUAACAGCAUGAAUCUUGAUUUUUUUGAUGACCCGCAUGAAGAAGCCUAACUCCAUGUAUGGGUGCCUUCUGA